Messenger RNA from Clarias gariepinus (North African catfish), 1579 nucleotides. It is a transcript of the gene naf1, whose product is annotated as nuclear assembly factor 1 homolog (S. cerevisiae). Gene Ontology annotation, molecular function: RNA binding. The record is from RefSeq and is a predicted model, not a curated record. The coding region runs from base 98 to 1489 and encodes 463 amino acids. Gene Ontology annotation, cellular component: sno(s)RNA-containing ribonucleoprotein complex. Gene Ontology annotation, biological process: box H/ACA snoRNP assembly; ribosome biogenesis; pseudouridine synthesis. NCBI's taxonomy places the organism in Eukaryota, Metazoa, Chordata, Actinopteri, Siluriformes, Clariidae. The transcript is spliced from 9 exons.
GUCGGCAGCGCGCGUGGCUAUCAUGGGAGUCUCAGCGUUGAUUUGAGGCAGCGCUUAAAAGAAGAACAUUUACUAGGAAAAACAAGUGAAAACAAAAAUGGAGAGCAGUAACACCGCAGGACUGAUACCCAGUCAGGGUGAAGUGGAUGAUAACAUGCAUUCGUCUGAACAUGAGAAACCCCCUGAAUUACCCGGUGAGAUUUCUAAGUCUGAAGCUGUACUGCAGGCCCAUGAUGUCUUACCUGAUCCAGAUGUACCAGGACUGAUUACGGGUGUGUCUAUGUCAGAGACUGUGGAGAAAGACUCUUCUUGCCAUGAAGUCGUAUCCGGGUCAGGAACAGCAGAGCUUACCCAGAAACAGGACGAGGAGAUGGAGACGUGCGUGCUCGAACAGAACCCAGAUCAGGGCUCGGAUGCUGACAAGAGGACCGUAGAGAAAGACAUAGUGAGUCCCCUCCUUGGAGGAGGAGGAUCGCUGGCCUUGUUGGGCAGGCAGUACAGGGACGAGAGCUCAGACGACCUCUCGGACAGUGAGUCAGAUUCAUCUUCAUCCACAUCCUCCUCGUCCUCUUCUUCCUCAUCUGACCUCGUCAUUACGGUUGAGCAGGAUGAAGACGAGGGUGUGGUUGCUUCUGGGAAAAAAACAGCACCAGUGAAAACUCAGGAUGAGCUGCUUAUUGAGGAACUUCCUGCAGUGGAAAAUCUGACCAUCAGUCUUCCUGAAGGCACCGACCUGGAGCCAGUUGGAGUCAUCUCGAGCAUUGUGGAUCAACUCGUUAUUGUCGAGUCUAAAAAGGACACUCAACCCCUGAAUGACGACAGUGUCCUAUUCACGAAGGACAGGGUGUCUAUCGGCAGGGUGUUUGAAGUGUUUGGUCCAGUGUGUCAGCCGUAUUAUAUCCUGAGAUUCAACUCUCAGGAGGACAUAGAACAGAAGGAGCUCAAAAUAAAGGAACCGGUUUACUUUGCCCCCAAAAUCAAAGACUUCACCGAGUACAUCUUUGUAGAACAGAUCAAACAAGCUAAAGGAUCUGAUGCUUCUUGGAAGAAUGACCAGGAGCCGCCACCUGAGGCUCUGGAUUUCAGUGAUGAUGAGAAGGAGAAAAUGGCCAAGCAGAAACUGAAGGCCCAGAGGAGACCACAGCAGCAGAAACAUGAAGAGUCCGACUCAGACAGUGAAUCCUCCGCCAAUAGACCUCCGCCUCCUCCAAGGAGAAAACCCAGGCAGAACAGGAACUCUCCACGCGGCCGGCCUGCGCAUCACGAGCACCAUGCUGGCUUCCACGCUAACUAUCACGCCAAUCCUCAUUUUCAACAGGAUUUCAUGCACCGACCUCCUCCCGACCCAUACAGACCCCCUUUCCAAGGGCGUGGGUACCCUCCUUACCCCCAAGCCCCACCUCCUAACAUGCUUAUAGAUCCCUGGCACCCCUGCCCUUACCCAGGACCCAUGUUCUAUCCUCCACCACCUCCACCUCCUCCAAACUAAAAGUAUUGUCUCCAAGCUGGACUGACUGAGAGAAGAAAUGACAUUUGAAUUUUUUUAUGUAAUUCUAUAAAGUCUUCAGAAAUAACAGUA